Messenger RNA from Penicillium crustosum, 993 nucleotides. RefSeq lists its product as uncharacterized. The coding region runs from base 1 to 993 and encodes 330 amino acids. Gene Ontology annotation, biological process: arachidonate metabolic process. The record is from RefSeq and is a predicted model, not a curated record. The transcript is spliced from 3 exons. Lineage: Eukaryota; Fungi; Ascomycota; Eurotiomycetes; Eurotiales; Aspergillaceae. Gene Ontology annotation, cellular component: membrane.
AUGGAAAGGAUCCGCGAUGUUCAACAUCUUGACCAUGUCCCGCGCCCGUGUGAGCAUUUUCACCUGAUUGGGGGUACGAGCACUGGAGGAAUCAUCGCUAUCAUGCUCGGUCGGCUGGGAAUGACCGUCGAUGAAUGUAUCCGAGUGUAUAGAACAGUAGCGAAGCGUAUUUUGAUUCCUAAACGAAACACUAUUAUCCCCGCACGAUUUAAUGGAGUUUUAUCUGCCCAACUGUUUGAAGAGGCCAUUAAAGAGACGGUCAGAGAGUUCUGCACAGACGGAGAAUGUGUGAAUCGUCGGCGCAAUGGGCUCUCUACACCUCCGUGCAAACAUUCUGACCUCCUCUUCUGCGAGCAGGCGUGCACAAAAACAGUCGUUCUUACUCUUAGGAAUGAUAAUAUCGACGCCAGACCUACGCUCUUCCGGACAUACGACAAAUCAAGUUCGCUGAGGGAUUGCACUAUCUGGGAAGUGGCCCGGGCUACCUCUGCUGCGCCCACCUUCUUCAAGCCAAUUAAGCUUGGUAGAGAAGGGACCGAGUACAUUGAUGCCGGAUUUGGGUAUAACAACCCAUGCGACAAGCUUAUUGCCGAAGCUAGGAACGCGUUCCCUGGACGUAGCGACCUGCAGAUUCUCAGUAUUGGCACUGGUCACAGGGGCGUGGUGUCGAUGAAUGAUACGCGCGUGUCAAUUAUCAAAGCACUACAGAAGAUGGCCACAUCCUCUAACGAGGUAGCGGCUAGCUUGGACGCUGAAUAUGGCGACAGCGGUCAGUACUUUAGAUUCAAUGUGGAACAUGGUCUAGAGAAUAUCGCUUCAUCGGAUUGGGAUCAGGAUGGCAUAAUCGCUGCUCAUACGAAUAAUUAUCUCUCCCGAAAUUCAAGGGCCAUCGAAAGAUUUGUGAAGACAUUCACGACAAGGGGGGAGCAGAGCAAACCGGAUUCGCUUCAGUUUAUGAAGGUCCUUACGACCAGUCCUCCUUUAAAAAGCUGA